CUACGCAAUAUUUACCACCAUUUUUGCAAACACAACCGGAAGAAAUUGUUUUAAUAAAUGGAAAACCACCAAAUGACCAAAUUCAAAAACCAACGUUAUCAAACGGUACAAGUACAACAAGAACAAGUCCAAAUAGAAAAAGAAAGUUACCUAGUUGGCAAAGAGGUUUGCUUACUUCUAGAAAGAAAAAACGACGUGAAAAAAAUCCCGAAAACGAAGGAGCGGAGGAAAAUAUUGAUGAUAAAUCUUCUGAUGAAUCAAAAGAUAAUAACAUGGAUUCAGAAAACACAAACGGAGCGAGAAUUUCUUACUCUGAAGAUAGUCAUGAUAUGACUAAUUCUUUAACCCCAUUAACAGUUGAUUGUACCUCGAAUAUUAAAACUAAUAAUCCAUUACAAUCACCAAAUGCAAAACGAAGGUUAAGCGAUCUUAUGAGUCCCUCUGAAUUACUACAAGAUACUUUAGAUUUUGACGAUGUUGAUCAGGCGUUAAACGAAACUAGCGAUGUUCAUUCGAAAGAAAUUGUUGAAAUUUCAGAAAAUGAAUUAAACAAAAUUUUAAAUUUUGCUGUUGAAGUUACAACCAACCAAUCUCUGCAAUCAUUAUUAGAUCUUCAUUAUCAGUUAAGCCGAAUUAUUAAGCAAUACUCAAAGAAUUAUAAUAGAACGAAAUUACCAGACGAAUUAAUGAGUGAAUUGAAACGAUAUCAAGAAGAGACGGAAAUCAAUACUGCAGAUUUAAGUGAAGACCUAAAUAAUUUAAGAAAUAUUUGAUUCCAUAGUACUUUAUUAACAAAAAUAAAACUUUUUUUCUUAAAGAUGAAAGAUAUGUUCAAAAUUGCCGUUCAAGCUGUUAAUUUAUUAUUAAUUAUUUAAAGUGUUUAUUUACGUUUAAAGCUGCAGUGUAUAUUAUGUACUUAUUAUUUUUAAUUCAUAGUUUUUAAUACAAUAGUGAAAUAGCCAAAGAAAAAGCGAAAAAUGAAUCAAACACUGCCAAUAUAUGGAAGGCUGAUUUCUUUUUAGAUGUAUUUUUUUAAAAUGCACUUUUUUUAUUAGUUUAAGUAGUAUUAAUGUUUCUUUCCCUGUUUGUGUUCCGUUUUUCUUUACUAGCAACAACUUUUUGGUUUGUUAUUUAAAAAAAAUUGUUUAUAUUAUUAUUUUUGUUCAUCAAAAUACCACAGUAAGAAUAAAAUGUGUUAAUUUUUAUA
Onthophagus taurus is the source of this 1207-nucleotide messenger RNA. The record is from RefSeq and is a predicted model, not a curated record. NCBI's taxonomy places the organism in Eukaryota, Metazoa, Arthropoda, Insecta, Coleoptera, Scarabaeidae.